AUGAGCACACCAGAAUCCAGCGCCACAACGGCGAUCCCUUCGGGGAGCAAAAUCAGGACCAUCUUGAUAUGCUGUUUUGUGAUGUGUGGUUCUCUCCUCUUUGGCAUCGACAGCGGCGAACUUGGUGGCUUCCAGGCCAUGGUCAGGUCAGCGUCCCGUUCUCUGUCGGAUCUUGCAGUGCUGACGACCAAAAGCUUCCUGAAGGACUACGGGUACUUCGACGAAGGAACUGACUCAUACAACAUCCGAACUCGAAUACAAACCUCCUUGAAUGCUGUGUUGCUGGUGGGUGCCAUAGUUGCUUCCAUCUCGGCGGGCGCCAUCGGCACGAAAUAUGGUCGAAGAGUUGGUCUGAUAUGGAUGGGCAUUGUCGCCAUCGUGGGUGUUAUUUUCCAGAUCUCGGUUCCUCAUGUAUGGGGUUUACUCCUUGGUCGCUUCUUCGCCGGAGCUGGCAUUGGUUAUGCUUCAAAUUUUGUUCCGAUAUAUCAAGCUGAAGUUGCCCCAACACAAAUGCGAGGGAUGAUGAUCGCUUUGUAUCAGACUGGGAUCAACAUUGGUCAACUUAUAGGGUCCUGCAUCAAUCAAGGAACUUACAAUAUGUCGACAAGAUGGGCAUACAGAAUUCCACUGAUCACACAGCUCAUCUUUCCUACCAUUCUGGUUGUGUUUGCCUCCUUCUUUCCGGAAAGCCCUCGCUGGCUGCUCUCGGUCGGUAAGGUGGAAGAAAGUGCCAGGUCCAUCAGGAGGCUUCGUGGAAAGACCUAUCCAGAGCAUCAAAUACACGCUGAUGUGGACGACAUCGCUAAACACAUUAGACUCGAAAAGGAGCUUGAGGGUUCCGGCUCUUUCUUGGACGCCUUCCGAGGCAGUGAUAGACGUCGCACUCACAUUGCAUGUGGUCUUCUCUUGUGGCAAGUUUUGUCAGGUAUCAGCUUCAUCAACGGAUACGGGACAUACUUCUACUCAGUAUCUGGCAUCUCCAACGCAUUUGUUGUCAGUAUCAUCUCUCAAGUCUGCCAAUUAGCCGGGAUCAUCGCCAUGUUUCCGUCGGUCCAUUUUCUCGGUAGAAGGACUAUUCUCUUAUGGGGUGCUGCUGCUGAGACCGUAUGUAUGUUCACUUUUGCGAUCGUUGGAACUGUUGCACCCAACAGUGUCGCUGCGGCACGAUGCCUAGUGGCAUUUAGUUGUCUGUAUGCCUUCUUUUUCACCUGGUCUUGGGGCCCUGUUGCAUGGAUUGUUGCAUCUGAGAUUGGAUCCAAUGUGAUGCGAUCCCGAACACAGGCUCUGGGUUCUGCUGUUUCGUGGGCCGGUACUCUGCUCAUAGCGGUGGUGUUGCCCUAUUUGAUUAACCCAACAGCUGCCAACCUCGGUGCUAAAGUCGGAUUCAUUUUUGGAGUCACAUGCUUGCUUGGUUUCGUCUGGGCUCUGUUCUUUCUCCCAGAGACCAAAGGCCGUUCUCUCGAGCAGCUUGAUGAGUUAUUUUUGAAUGGUGUGUCGGUAAAGGAAUUCAGCACUUACCAGUGCCGUGGUCACGUCGAAUAUGAAAGACACGGCGUAAUCACAACUGCCGAGCUUAACGAUGACACAAAAGAAGUCGUAGCGAUCCAUACAGAGAAUACCAAGACCGACUGA
Molecule: messenger RNA, 1632 nt
Organism: Cladophialophora immunda
Lineage: Eukaryota; Fungi; Ascomycota; Eurotiomycetes; Chaetothyriales; Herpotrichiellaceae
Exons: 7
Coding region: 1-1632 (543 amino acids)
Biological process (GO): carbohydrate transport; transmembrane transport
Cellular component (GO): membrane
Molecular function (GO): carbohydrate:proton symporter activity
Source: RefSeq, a predicted model, not a curated record